AUGUGUGUCUUUAUUCUCUUUGCUCCAGAUGGCCCAGAUGACCCCAUCAUUUCCCCUCCACACUCAUCUUACCAUCCAGGAGCAAACCUCAGACUCUUCUGCUACGCGGCCUCGAACCCAUCUGCACAGUAUUCGUGGCUUAUCAAUGGGAGACCCCAGCAAUCCACACAAGAGCUCUUUAUCCCCCACAUCACUGUGAGUGAUAGUGGAUCCUAUACCUGCCUUGCCUAUAACUCUGCCACAGGCCUCAACAGGACCACAGUCAAGACGAUCACAGUCUCUGCUCUGGGAUACAGUCUACCUAGUUUGCAAACAAAAUCCAGAAAAAAAAAUUUCUUUCUCAGCCUGUGUCCCUUUGGUACAAACCAAACCCUAAUUCUCCCCCUCAGCCCUCCCAUCUCUGCAGGCUCUCUCCUCGCCUUGCUUGUCUGGUUUGUCAUGGCUGACCUUGGGUCCUAA
Molecule: messenger RNA, 459 nt
Organism: Galeopterus variegatus (Sunda flying lemur)
Lineage: Eukaryota; Metazoa; Chordata; Mammalia; Dermoptera; Cynocephalidae
Product: carcinoembryonic antigen-related cell adhesion molecule 6-like
Exons: 2
Coding region: 1-459 (152 amino acids)
Biological process (GO): regulation of immune system process; signal transduction
Cellular component (GO): plasma membrane; cell surface
Molecular function (GO): protein tyrosine kinase binding
Source: RefSeq, a predicted model, not a curated record